AUGUGCUUGAGGAAUGUGCAUGGGGCGGGUGUUCAGCAGCCGGCGCUGAGGCACCACAAGUCUCAGCGUCGUCCACACUGUCCCCGCCCCUAAUCGGAGCCGAGUGAGCGGAUGAAACAUGGCGCUGGACGGAUGGAAAUACUAAUGACAGUCGGAAAACUCGCUUCCAUUUGUACCAUGGGCAUCAAUGCCUCUGCUCUGGAGAAAGAGAUUGGGCCUGAACAGUUUCCAAUCAAUGAGCAUUAUUUUGGUUUAGUCAAUUUUGGGAACACCUGCUACUGUAAUUCAGUCCUCCAGGCACUUUAUUUUUGUCGACCAUUUCGAGAGAAAGUUCUAGCCUACAAGAAUCAGCCAAGGAGAAAGGAAAAUCUACUCACGUGCUUGGCAGAUCUCUUCCAUAACAUAGCCACACAAAAGAAGAAAGUUGGUGUAAUACCUCCCAAGAAAUUCAUAACAAGACUACGAAAAGAAAAUGAACUUUUUGAUAAUUACAUGCAGCAAGAUGCUCAUGAGUUCCUGAACUAUCUGUUAAACACUAUUGCCGAUAUCCUGCAGGAAGAGAAAAAGCAAGAGAAACAAAAUGGACAGCUUCAUAAUGGUUGUAUUAAUGAUGACAAUGGUAAUGAUGUACUGGAACCAACUUGGGUGCAUGAGAUGUUUCAAGGAACAUUAACUAAUGAAACCAGGUGUCUUAACUGUGAAACUGUAAGUAGCAAAGAUGAAGACUUUUUAGACCUAUCUGUUGAUGUGGAGCAGAACACUUCAAUUACGCAUUGCUUGAGGGGGUUUAGUAAUACAGAGACACUGUGUAGUGAAUAUAAAUACUACUGUGAGGUGUGCUGCAGUAAACAAGAAGCUCAGAAAAGGAUGAAAGUAAAAAAGCUUCCUAUGAUUUUAGCUCUUCAUCUGAAAAGAUUUAAAUAUAUGGAUCAAUUACAUCGAUACACAAAGUUAUCUUACAGAGUAGUCUUUCCUUUGGAACUCCGAUUAUUCAACACGUCAGGGGAUGCUACUAAUCCAGAUAGAAUGUAUGACCUAGUUGCUGUAGUGGUGCACUGUGGAAGUGGUCCUAACAGGGGACACUACAUUGCAAUAGUGAAGAGCCAUGAUUUCUGGUUGCUAUUCGAUGAUGAUAUUGUAGAGAAAAUAGAUGCACAAGCCAUUGAGGAAUUCUAUGGAUUGACUUCUGAUAUCUCAAAGACCUCUGAAUCUGGUUAUAUCCUUUUCUACCAGUCCAGGGAUUAAAUGAGUGCAAGAGAACAGUUCCAUCUCACUCACUUCCAAAUGCUGACCCUUGCAGAACAAGGCACUGAGAUCAUUCAGAAGAAGCAUAAGAUGGAAGAACAUUGCAUCUUGCUUAUGGAGUUUCAGUUACACUAGAGUCAUACCGAUUUUAAUGGCUAAUCAAAAAUAUCCUUUGUGAUGAAAGCAGUUUUACUCAUUUAAAAAAAAUUACAUUGAAAUGAGUAGCAGCAAUGUUGCUUGUGUAAGUGGGUCACUGAGCUGGUGCUAAAAUGUUGGUUCCAGAGCUCAGUCUGACAUAACUGAAGGUGAUGCAUGCUAAAUGCAUAUGAAUGAAACCAAAGUGAACUGAUAUUUGACCUGAUUAAUCUUCCCUGGUUUCAUCCAGUUGGCAUUUUACGUUAGGCAAUUUUUUACAUCCUCAAAUUUUGGAACUAUUGAAAUUUUUUUUUUCAAAAUAUUGACCAAAAAUGAUGAUAGUUCAUCAUAACAAGUUUGCGCAAAAAUUGUCACCAAAGACUAACAUAAUAUUGUGGAUUUUUGUAAGGCUUCUGAAUCUCUUUCUAACAAAACAAAAUACUUGACCAACACCUAGUCUUGCAGUUGUCUCUUUUCAAUUUCCACAAGUUGAAUAUGUAAUAUUCCAGAAGUCUUGGUGUUAAGUUGCAUUAAAUUUGAGUGUUUUAAAAAUUUUUUACCAUCUAAUCAUCUGAACUUUUUGUUAACAAAAAUCUGGUGCUGAUUACUGAGUUGUCUAAUGCACAAGAAGCAUCCUAUAUGUGUAGAUGUUAAAUACAGGGCAAGAGCAAUGGCAGAGUUAUAAGGCCUUGUAAAUACAACAUAAAAACAAUUUUGUAGCGUCAACAAACUAAAAUACUUUUUUAAUAGCUUUUCGUAUCCCAGAGAAAUUGUAAAGUGGCAAAGUGUUAUUAAAAUAAUUCCAAUUGUUUUUGUCUCCAUGCAAAUAUAUAAAGAAAAAGUAAAUAAAAUCAUAUUUUAAAUGCCUUAGUAGAAUGAAAUCCCCCUACUGUUCUGUUAUAUUGGAGUGAGCACUACUUAUUUUCAGUUGUAUAUAAUAUAUAAAUAAUGUGAUUAAUCAUUUUAAGAUUCAUUGGUUUCUAUUUACUAUUUCAGUUCCUAUAAAUCUUUGCUCACUAUUUUGUAAAGUUAUUCUUUGUCAUCUUAGAAUUUCUCCUACUUUAUGUUCUUCAAUGUGGUGAUUGAAGUAACUGACUAUUUUGCCUGGAAUAUAUGGUUUGUGCGCCCAUGCACUUAUUGAACUCACAGUCACAGAUGAAUGUAAUAUUUGAAGACCCUGUUUACACAGCAUAUAUAGGUUUGGAACUGUUUUGCAUUUCUGUUUAUGGGAAUUGAUGCACACUGUUUAUACAAUUCCUAUAAAUGACUGGCAGGCUUUCUUUGUAAAACUAUCCCCCUUCCCUUUAUUAGUUUCAAAUUGAGUAAGUUUAAUCAAACUUGAUUGUAAAUCGCUGCCUGGCUACUCCUCAUGAUGCACACCAGCCCAUGUUUCUGAAUCAAGGUUUGAUGCUAUCUGAUUAGAUGUCCGAAGCAUGCCUAUAAUUUGAAGAUAGAUUUGUUACCCGUUAGUUUAACAGGAUCCGAGCAUUUAUGAUUGAUAUGAGAGCAUACUAUACUCAUCCCAAAAUGAAUUUUAAAGUGGCCUGCAAAAACUUUAACCUAGGGUUUAAGACCAAAAUCACUGUUUUGAAUAAACUAGGUGGAGAACUUUACCACCUUUCUCUUGUAUAGUAUUUCAUAUUGAUACUUUGAAAUCCAAUGAAGAAUGUCUAUCUGCUGCUAAAAAGAAAACUUUAAUUCAUCAGAGAACAUCUUGUAGCUGUUAGAAUAAUGCUUUUUGACUUGUUGCCUCAGGAAAUGCUGUGGUCUUUACGAUUGAUGCCAUUUAGCCCUUAGCAUUUUUGUUUAGGUUUCUUCAGAAAGGUAUGGUAUCAUGUUAUUGUGGCAAGAUGUUAAGUUGUUGGGAACGGGGCCUGUUCAGACUGAUUGGCUUCUAAGUAGAUAAAGUAGUAGCUCAAGUCCCAAUUAGCUUUUAUCUUUAAAAAUGUUAUUUUUUAUUUAAGUCUGUUGGACUUAAUAGUACUUCAAUUUCCUUUUAUCCCUGCAUUAAAACACAUUUUUGGGAAUCAGGAGUAGAGAAGCCAUGAACAUUCUGUUGAAUGCAUUUUGCUUCCUCCUCUCUGCCUCCCUACUUUUAACUUUGGAAGGAUUGUACACUUAAUAGUCGCUCUCUUGUUUUUAAAAUAAAGGAAUGCUUCAAUUAAAUAAAAGAAAAACAAAAUCAUUGGUAGAAUGAUAUAUCUUUAGAAUAUUGCAGCAUUACGCAUUUGUUCCUGUGUUUGCUCGGGUUUUGUGAAACAAAAUGUUUUGGAUGUAGAUUUUAGUGACUUUGAACUAAUUUGGCUAUUGUAUUGCAGUCAGAUGGUGCAUAGUUUGGUAAAGUACUACAAUAUUUGCAUAUUAGCCAUCAGAAAUCAGGGUGAUAGGGAAAUGUAACUGGUGAAUAAUGGAACUGAUUUGUGUCUUUAAGUCAUGAAGUUCUUUGGGGCACAGCUGAAUAUUUUGUAUAUUGCGUUUUAAAAAAAAAAGGAAAAAAAUUUCUACAGAAAAAUGUAUGUUCUUUGAUAGCAUAAUAUUGUAUGUAUAUAUUGAAAAAUUACUCUAAAUUAUAAAUUGUUGCACUUUUGAUACUGAUUUUUAGGUGUAUUUAAGGGGUUACUUGAGACAGACUGUUUAAUUAUGUUUUUGUCUUAAAUAAAAAAAAUAUAAUU
Messenger RNA from Hypanus sabinus (Atlantic stingray), 4052 nucleotides. It is a transcript of the gene usp12a, whose product is annotated as ubiquitin specific peptidase 12a. The coding region runs from base 112 to 1245 and encodes 377 amino acids. Gene Ontology annotation, molecular function: cysteine-type endopeptidase activity; cysteine-type deubiquitinase activity. NCBI's taxonomy places the organism in Eukaryota, Metazoa, Chordata, Chondrichthyes, Myliobatiformes, Dasyatidae. Gene Ontology annotation, cellular component: nucleus; cytosol. Gene Ontology annotation, biological process: protein deubiquitination. The transcript is spliced from 9 exons. The record is from RefSeq and is a predicted model, not a curated record.